AUGCGUCAGAAGCGAGCCAAAGCGUACCGCAAGCUCAUGACUCUCUACUGCAUGUCAUUCGGCUUCAGGCAACCAUACCAGGUGCUAGUUGACUCCGAGAUGUGCAAGGCGUCCAUCACCCAGAAGCUCGAGCUCACGAAGCAACUCGAGACUGUCCUACAAGGCACCGUGAAACCCAUGAUCACUCAAUGCUGCAUACACGAACUUUACCUCCAGGGCAAGGCCCAACAACCUGCUGUUGACCUUGCUAAGAUGUUCGAGCGACGGAAGUGCAACCAUCGUGAGGCCAUCCCUGGGGAUGACUGUCUGGCCAGCGUUGUUGGCGAGACGAACAAGCAUCGCUACGUUAUCGCAACACAGUCGCAUGAGCUCCGCGUGAAACUGCGCACCGUACCUGCAGUACCGUUAGUCCAUAUCAACAGGUCGGUUAUGAUACUGGAGCCACCGAGUAAGGCGACACUUGAAGCGAAGGAGUCGGCCGAGGAACAAGUGCUUCAUCCAUCUGCUCCAGAGAUCGCUGUGCUGCCGUCUACAAGCGCACCGACCGAAACUCCUAAGAAGAAAAAAGGGCCCAAAGGACCCAAUCCGCUCAGUGUCAAGAAAAAGAAA
Molecule: messenger RNA, 609 nt
Organism: Fomitopsis serialis
Lineage: Eukaryota; Fungi; Basidiomycota; Agaricomycetes; Polyporales; Fomitopsidaceae
Product: Fcf1-domain-containing protein
Exons: 5
Cellular component (GO): nucleolus; small-subunit processome
Molecular function (GO): small ribosomal subunit rRNA binding
Source: RefSeq, a predicted model, not a curated record